AUGACGAAGGGGAAGCACUCUCAUUCGCUUGAGGGGCUUAUCCAGCCCCAGAUGCUGCACCAGAAGGGAUCUAAGGAUGAAGAGGGCACGAAGCGUCAGGAGAAGAAGUCGGCCAGCUCGAAGCAUGGCCACGAAUCUCAGGAGGCUCAGCACCCUUCGCUCUUUGGGCACCUCGGCCACUUUGGUCAGGAGCACGAGCACUCGAAGCUGGAGAAGCAUCAUAACCCUCUCUACCAGCACCAUGGAAAGCACGAGAAGAAGACUGACAAGGUGACAAGUGGUCUUGAGUCGCAUGAUGGCCAGCAUGCACUGUUUAGCCACCUCGGUCAUCUCGGUCGUGACCCUGAGUCGAAGGACCAUCACGAGACGCACCAAAACGGCAUGAACAACUUUGUGCGUCGUCUGGGCGGUGAGAUCCCGCCUGAAUCUGCGGAGAAGCAGGUGGCUCGUCGGGUCGUGGCCAAUGUCGGCAAGCCGCCCAAGAGCCGUAAAAAGAAGGGCAGCAAGCUCGAGCCGUCCGUGCGUGAGAUUCGCACGGUGACCGGCUCGCGCCGCAUCGUGUCGGAAGGCGUUUAUGUGUACCGCCCUAACCAGAAGUUUGCAGAGAUCUCGCCCGAGUCGAUGCUGGGCGCUGUGCCGCAUGCACCGAACUCGGUGUUCGCGGGUGGCAACCCAGCCGAUGCGUUCGCAGCGGAGGCUCGCUCUGUCUACUCGCUUGACCACUACACGGCUGCAGAGAAGGCGGCUCGCACAGAGGCGGCCCGUGCCGAGGCAGCUCGCAUCCAUGAAAUUCGCUCGCGUCGUGAGCGCAUGAAUGCCGAGGCUCUGGCUGCCAAGGAGGCUCGCCGUCUGGAGCGUGAGCGCGAAGAGGAGGAGGAAGAGGAGCGUCUCCGUGAGCAGGUGCGCCUUGACCGCCUCACGGCGGCGGAGCGUGCUGCGGCUUCGCAGCGCGAAAAGUCGGCUUUCAUUGAGGAGGAUGUGCCGCCGACGCCGCCAGCGAAGGACAUCGUAUCGGAGGUGCCUACGCGCCGCUACCAGUCCGUGGCGGUGCCUUGGGGCAAGAGCUCGGAUGUGGCUGCUCCGACGGUGGUCUCGCUGAACUAUGCCAAGGCGCAGGAGCACGGCCAUCGUCAGCUUUACAACCUUGCGCAGUAUGACAAGGAGCGGAGCACUGGCUCUGUCCGCACCUUCCACAUUCCUCCAGGCGAGUCGAUGCGCUCCUUGUCCAGCGUGGCCGCUAGCGAGAAGGAAUCGCUGUCCCCAUCGCAGUUUGCUGAGAUGACGAUGGCUUCGUUCUCGAGCAUGCGCACUGGCUCGACGCUGCCUGACUACCUGUCUACGGGCCCUACGCGCGACACGCUUGUCGCGUCCGACUCGGAUGUCGUGAAGAAGCCGGCGGCGGCGCUUUCGGAGAAGCCCGAGUCGAAGGCUGAGACGGAAGACAAGCAGGCCAAGACAGAGACGGAGGCCUCGAAGAAGGCGGCUGUGCCUGUGACGGGUACUACGGCGGACGAUGCACAGCGCGCCAAGGAGCUGAACAUGGCCCAGCUUGCCCACAAGGAGGCUGAGCUUGCUCGUCAGGAGGCUCUUCUUGCUCGCCUUGAGGCCCAGAAGGCACGCAGGGAAGCUGAGGAAGCGCGCAUGGAGGCGCAGAAGAUCCGUAUGGAGGCCGAGGAGGUUCGUCGUGCUGCAGAGAAGGCGCGCCAGGUCGAGGAGGCUCGUCGCGCUGAGGAAGCCAAGCGUGCUGAGGAAGCUCGUAAGGCCGAGGAGGCUCGUCGUGCGGAAGAGGCCAAGAAAGCGGAGGAGGCUCGCAAGGCUGAGGAAGCCCGUCGUGCUGAAGAGGCGAAGAAGGCAGAGGAGGCUCGCAAGGCUGAGGAAGCCCGUCGUUCCGAAGAGGCGAAGAAGGCGGAGGAGGCCCGUAAGGCUGAGGAAGCUCGUCGCGCUGAAGAGGCCCGCAAGGCGGAGGAGGCCCGCAAGGCGGAGGAGGCCCGCAAGGCUGAAGCGAAGAAGGCCGAGGAAACAAAGAAGACCACGGAGACAAAGACAGCGACGUCCAUGUCGUCGUCGUCGUCGUCGUCGAACCUGCCUUCGUACCUUCGCCUGUCGAACCAGAUCCCGAGCUCCACCAUACCGACGACCGGCGCCUCGUCAUCGAACGAGUCGCGCUCCAAUGUGGCCUCGCUGGGUCUUCCGCCGUACCUCCGCCGCAGCAUUUCGAACAUGCUGCACCAGCGCGGUGGCCAGCAGAAGAUGUCGUCCUCGACGUCGACGCCUUCUGUGGCGCAGAAGAAUGAGCCGGCCAAGGCUUCUACGACGGCUACGUCGCAGCCCAAGCCUACGUCAGCGCCAACGUCAUCGCAGCCUUCGAAGGACGCUUCGUCGGUGUCAAAGCCGCAGAGUGACAACCAGGACAUGUCAAAGAAGUAUGGCUUCCUGAUUGUCGAAGGUGAGGGCGCCAAGACCCAGGACAAGGCUGCAUCGCCGAUGCCGACCUCGACGUCUUCGAAGCCUGCGGCGGAGACCAAGGACGCGGCCAACCCCCUCAAGGCGUCGUCCAAGGCCCCUGAGCCAGCGACGUCCAGCGCAGCUCCUGCUGUGAUGCAGAAGGGUCGGGCUGUGCUCCUGGUCGACGCCAACGAGCCGAACCGCAAGCCGUCGGCUGCGAGCACUACCACUACGUCGUCUGCACCUGUGGCAUCUAGUACCGCGGCGGCUGCGCCUCCAGUGGCCGCAAUGUCCAGCGAAUCGGCGGCCAAGGCAGCAGAGACUCCGAAGGAAGCCAAGCGCUCGUCCGGUGUGGUGAUUACGACGUUGAGCAAGAACUCGAAGAAACUCUAA
Malassezia pachydermatis is the source of this 2838-nucleotide messenger RNA. RefSeq names its product pseudouridine synthase. Lineage: Eukaryota; Fungi; Basidiomycota; Malasseziomycetes; Malasseziales; Malasseziaceae. The record is from RefSeq and is a predicted model, not a curated record. The transcript has a single exon. The coding region runs from base 1 to 2838 and encodes 945 amino acids.